This is a messenger RNA of Alosa sapidissima (American shad), 2282 nucleotides long. Its product is annotated as ras-related protein Rab-37-like. NCBI's taxonomy places the organism in Eukaryota, Metazoa, Chordata, Actinopteri, Clupeiformes, Clupeidae. Gene Ontology annotation, molecular function: GTPase activity; GTP binding. The record is from RefSeq and is a predicted model, not a curated record. Bases 1549 to 2238 code for a protein of 229 amino acids. Gene Ontology annotation, cellular component: Golgi apparatus; endosome. The transcript has 9 exons.
ACGGUGUGUGUGUGUGUGUGUUUGUGUGUGUGUGUGUGUGUGUGUGUGUGUGUGUGUGUGUGCACAUACAGGAUAGUACCCUACAAUGCACAGUGUGUGUGUGUAUGUGUGUGUGUACACUACAAACUCAACAAGUGGCUGCUUUGAGGAGAUGUGGAGAGACAGGUGUCAUGUUGGGCGGAACAUCGCAUCACCCGGAGCGUCUCCAUGGAGAUGUGGGAGGCGUGGCGUGUCAUGGCGUCCUACGAGAUGUUCAAGUGUCUGGCGAUCGGUUACGUAAACAUGUCUCUAUCUCUACUGGAUGUGUAGGCAAGCGAUGUGACACACACACGCACACAAGGGUUUGGCGAUCGGUUACGUAAACAUGUCUCUAUCUCUACUGGAUGUGUAGGCAAGAGAUGUGACACACUUCACGGUUCAUCGGGUGCGUAUCAGCCGCGAAGCAUGGGCAUGAUAUACUUGAUAGUGACCGAGUGUGGACACUAGGGGGAGACAAACCCACGCUGGAGAAGUCGAGUUCCUUGCGAGGAGUUGGAAUCAAUAUGUACCUUGCGUUGGUUAAACGACCCCAGUGACUAUUAAUGGGUUUAAUUUAUAUGUUUUUCUUUAUUUUGAAUAGUGGUUGUCAUUUUUCGGGCUGUGCCGGUGUGUGUGUGUGUACGCGCGACCGGGACAAGAAAAGUGCUUGGUCAGAGUUUAGAUGUAGUACCGUGCAGUCUCACGUUACUGCCGCGCUGGAAUCUGCUCCGGCAGGAAAUAACUAUUGUUUCCAUCACGCCUAUCAAUUGUCCUCUCAAACCCUGGCGUAGGUAGCCAAGCAACCCGCUACUAUGCACUAUGUACACUAUGUAGGUUCAUCUUGAAAUAGUACAGUUUAUCCGUUCUCUCUGGUUUGAAGAGUGUGAUUUUUUUUUCUAUCCGACAGGAGCUCUGAGUCCGUUCCUUCCUUGACAGCUCAACAUUUGACAUUUCCACGCUCCGGUCUCCACCUCCUCAAUCAGACGCGAGCCUCGCUGCCACCUGUGGUGCAUGCGUCACGAGAGCGCCUGUUGCUUGCAUGGAUGCGUGAUUGAUCGCGGGAUUGAUUCGCUUUUCGCUCUCUCUGCAGGAAGGGCUGAUGGCCGUCAUGCGGCGCGGUCUCCGUUCGGAUCUGGCGCGCGACUGUGCCGCCCCGGCCCUGUAACCGCGUGCAUUUAGUCGUAGCUACUGGUUGGGUAAUGAUCAGCGCUGACCGUAUGACAGUGGGCUGUGUCUGUGCGUGGCCGUGAUCGCCUGCCUCAGUCACCCGCGGACCCGUGUGAGUUACCGGACGUGGUUGCCGGGUUGAAAUUCAGGGGCGCGAGUAAUUGCUGGACAGCUUGCGCGAGUGUAUGGUUCGUGAUGUGCGCGUGUUGAUGGUGUGUUUGCAUGUGGCAUCGGGGACUCAGGUGCAGACAUCGGGAGUGACGGAAGAAGACUGAGCAUACACACACACACACACACACACACACACAUUCACACGGAUCCUACCGGCACCGUACCAAUAGAGCUGGAUCCUCAGUAUUUACAAUGUCCACUAAAAAGCCAUCGGUCUCGGAAGAACCGGCCACGAACGGGACUUCAAGAAACAUGCUGGAGAGAUGUGCGUCUGUCAACGAAUAUUUUGACAUUGCCUUCAAGGUGAUGCUGCUGGGGGACUCUGCGGUGGGGAAGACCUGCCUGCUGGUGCGCUUCAAGGACGGGGCCUUCCUGGGGGGCAACUUCAUCGCCACCGUCGGCAUCGACUUCAGGAAUAAGGUGGUGACUGUGGACAGCAUGAAAGUGAAGCUGCAGAUCUGGGACACAGCUGGACAGGAGAGAUUUCGCAGUGUCACACACGCGUAUUACAGAGACGCCCAAGCUCUCCUCCUACUCUACGACAUCACCAGGAAGUCCUCCUUUGACAACAUCCGGGCUUGGCUGACUGAAAUUCAUGAGUAUGCACAGAAGGAUGUGGUCAUCAUGUUGCUUGGCAACAAGGUGGACAUGGCUACAGAGAGAGUCAUCAAACGUGAAGAAGGGGAGAAGCUGGCCAAGGAGUACGGUGUUCCGUUUAUGGAGACUAGUGCGAAGACUGGACUCAACGUGGAGCUGGCCUUCCACGCCAUCGCAAAAGAGCUGAAGCACAGAGCUGCCCAGCUGCCCAGCGAGCCCAAGUUCCAGAUCCAUGACUACAUCCAGCAGCAGAACCAGAAACCCAGCUGCUGCAGCAUGGUGUGAGAGGGGGAUAGAUAGAGAGAGAGGGGGGGGGGGGGGUGUUCCAG